Archocentrus centrarchus (flier cichlid) is the source of this 4634-nucleotide messenger RNA. RefSeq names its product tnf receptor-associated factor 4a (gene traf4a). Gene Ontology annotation, biological process: regulation of apoptotic process; activation of NF-kappaB-inducing kinase activity; regulation of canonical NF-kappaB signal transduction. Gene Ontology annotation, cellular component: plasma membrane signaling receptor complex. The record is from RefSeq and is a predicted model, not a curated record. Lineage: Eukaryota; Metazoa; Chordata; Actinopteri; Cichliformes; Cichlidae. Bases 301 to 1713 code for a protein of 470 amino acids. Gene Ontology annotation, molecular function: tumor necrosis factor receptor binding; ubiquitin protein ligase binding; zinc ion binding. The transcript has 7 exons.
UCAGAGGAGACAUCCGCACAGCUGUAGCAGCUCUGCCGGCCAAACUAAACCCUGCGGAGGGAGAACCGUGUCUCCAGCGCCUCCCGGACCGUUCAGUCUUUGUUGGCAUCAGACAGCGGGGGCUGCAGGAGGAAGCGCUGCAGAGCCCGAAUCCGUCGGCGGCGUAAGGGACGUGAUAUGAACCUCUCAUCGGUUUCACGGCAGCGCAGCUAAACAGCCCCGUUUGCAGGGGGACCGAGAGGACAUUUGUACCUUUAACCUGCAGCCGAAGGCCCGAGAAAAGCGACAGAACCUGCAGCCAUGCCCGGGUUUGAUUACAAGUUCCUGGAGAAGCCAAAGAGACGCUUCCAGUGUCCCCUCUGCAGCAAGGCGAUGCGCGAGCCGGUCCAAGUGUCCACCUGUGGACACCGCUUCUGUGACACCUGUCUGCAAGAAUUUCUAAGUGAGGGCGUCUUCAAGUGUCCAGAGGAUCAGCUGCCGUUAGACUAUGCCAAGAUCUACCCAGACCCAGAGCUGGAGCAGCAGAUCCUGGCUCUGCCCAUUCGAUGCAUUCACAGCGAGGAGGGCUGCCGCUGGACCGGCCAGAUGAAGCAGCUGCAGAGCCACUUCUCCACCUGCGCCUUCAAUGUGAUACCCUGCCCCAAUCGCUGUUCUGUCAAGCUGACGCGCCGCGACUUGCCCGACCACCUGCAGCACGACUGCCCGAAGCGCAAGGUCAAGUGUGAGUUUUGUGGCAGUGAAUUCACCGGUGAAGCCUAUGAGAAUCACCAGGGUGUGUGUCCUCAGGAGAGCGUUUACUGCGAGAACAAGUGCGGGGCGAGGAUGAUGCGUCGCCUGCUGUCCCAACACAGCAUGGCCGAGUGUCCCAAACGCACGCAGCCCUGCAAGUACUGCGGCAAGGAGUUUGUCUUCGACACGAUCCAGAACCAUCAGUACCACUGCCCUCGCUUUCCUGUCCAGUGCCCAAACCAGUGCGGCACACCCAACAUUGCCCGAGAGGACUUGGCUAACCAUAUGAAGGACAACUGCGGCAGCGCCCUCGUUCUCUGCCCCUUCAAAGACGCCGGCUGCAAACACAGGUGCCCCAAGCUGGCUAUCAGUCGUCACCUGGAAGACACCACUAAGUCCCACCUGACUAUGAUGUGUAACCUGGUGGGCCGGCAGCGGCAGGAGAUCCUGGAGCUGCGGAGGGAGAUGGAGGAGCUGUCUGUAAGCCACGACGGCGUGCUCAUCUGGAAACUCAGCGACUAUUCGCGGAAACUCCAGGAGGCCAAACUCAGAAGCAACCACGAGUUCUUUAGCCCACCCUUCUACACUCACCGUUAUGGCUACAAACUGCAGGUGUCAGCCUUCCUCAAUGGUAACGGCAGUGGUGAGGGCUCCCAUCUCUCCGUCUACAUCCGCGUGCUACCUGGAGAGUACGACAACCUGCUGGAAUGGCCCUUCUCCUACAAGGUGACAUUUUCCAUCCUGGACCAGAGCGACCCGUCACUUUCAAAACCCCAGCACAUCACGGAGACCUUCAACCCUGACCCCAACUGGAAGAACUUCCAGAAGCCCUGCAGCAGCCGCAACUCGCUGGACGAGAGCACCCUGGGUUUCGGAUAUCCCAAGUUCAUCUCACAUGAGGAGAUCAAGAAGAGGAACUACAUCCGGGACAACUGCAUCUUCAUCAAGGCUUCUAUAGAGAUUCCACAGAAGAUAAUGGGUUAAGAUCCAAGCUUUGAUUUCUGUCUAUGAAGGAGAAAGAUGGGUUAAAGACUGGAACUGAAACUUAACCUUGAAAACUUCUACACACUUACCCUUUAGACACUUUCUGCCCUCACAGCCUCUCCACCACAGAGCUUGAAAUGAGCCUCUCUGGCUGUAAGUGGACUUGGAGGACCUUGAUAUAUCACAGAGGAGCAAGUGUUUGGUCUGCAGAGCCAUCACUCUCUGGUGUUUCUUUCUUAUUGUUUUUUUUGUUUGUUUUUUUAUUUCCGUUUGUUGACCUUUAAUCACAGUCUACAACAGAAAGCCUUGGAAAUCAAACAGUGCCUAAAGAGUUUAUCUUAAGUUAUGGUUUUGUUGUUUUUGUUUGCACCAUACAAAUGGUAAAAAAAAAAAAAACAUUAUGGAACAGAUAUAAAACAAAGGUGAAGGGCUUCACAAGCCUCUACAUUUAGAGUAGGAAGAAAGGAAAAAAAAAAUAAGCUGUUUUAGAGAUGUCCCGUUUUAUCUGGGGUGAUCUAAAGUAGAGGGAACAUGGCAGACUCAAGCUCAAGCCCAACUGCCUUUUGUAUAUGUGCUCAUACAGUAUAUAUGAUCCCUGAACACAGUCCCCAGUAAGAACCGCUUGUGAGAUUUGUGGACAUGCAAGCAAGUCAUUGUUUACAGGUGAGAAACUUGCAGCUCAAGUAUUGAUUAUUUUUGAUGUUUUAAUGGAGUAAUGAUUAAAGCUGGUUCUGGGUUUGAACCUCCUGAUUGGCUGUUAGGUUAAUUGGUGAAUUUAAAUUGGCUGUAGUUGUGAAUGUGAGAAUGAGUUGGAUGAUGGUUUCUUUAUGUUAGCCCUACGAUGAACUGGCUCUCUCUCAUUGUCAGCUGGAAUAAGCUUGGAAAAGAAAAUGAAUGGCUCACUGGAUGUUUAGUUACAUAAAUAUUACGCAGCUCUUGUCUGUAAAAAAAGGGAAAAAAAACAAUCUUAGCAUCGAUCGAAAACUGGAAACAGCUAGCCUGCCUUUGUUGAAGAGCCUGCUAGCCUGCAAGCAACUGUAGCCAACCCUCCUGUGGGGUUUAUACAGCUACAGACACCACAGAGGAGUAGUCAUUUUGAAGUCUGUCUGAAGUCCACCAGAAGGGCAACUGGGCAGCUGGUGCUUUAUAGUGUCGGACCAAGUAGACCCUAUCAUGAUCACAGAAACUGUAACAUUCCUUUAAAGCUUUUUCAUACAUCACUUUUUAAAGGCUUUUCCUCUUGUUUCCCCUUGAUAAGCUAACUAUCGACCAGCUGUAACAAAGAAAUGAGUGUUAUCAACUGUUAGAUUUAAACCACUUUAACAAUAAAAAUCCUGCAAGCAUUUGAAAUAUCAGCAUUAUCUUCCGAUUCAAAACAGUUGAGGUUGUUUGCAUGUGCAACAGUUGUGCAGUGAGACCAUCUCUUACAAAGCAAAAAACUAUUGAUCAGAUUAUUGCAAGCAGAUAAAUUUGUGUGGCUAUGAAAUGGUUAUGAUCAGGCAACCACACAACAUCCAAGCUCAGCAGGCCAAGCCACAGCCGCCAGUACAACAGGUUGUGAGUCCAAAUGUUGACCAGUUUCAUUAGUUUCUUGUCAUCACAAGCGAGAAUAUUUGUGUUGUUUUAAUUGCUAAAAGGAUAAAAUGAAACAGUUCUUCUACACAAAUCUUCAUUCACUACAAAGUCCCAAGAAAGACAUUCAGGACUUUAAGUUCAUAUCGUCUGGCAGCUUUCACUUUACCACCAAGACAUUGAGAAAAGAUGGUCAAAGGUUUUUCUGUGCUGAAAUGUUUGCUUUCAAACUCCAAAAAAACAGUUUUUCACCUGCCAACAAUAAAACUGCAGCUCUAUCUCCCGAUUGAAGGACCUGUUCAUGACUUUGUAUCUUUAGCUAGUUUGACCCCCAUCGUGAGUAGCUUCAACCAAACAGAUAAUUCAUAGUGACCCCAAGAGGCUUCAUAAUAAGAAAUAAAAUCACCUUUUGUUGGUCUUUGGAUGAGCAGAGCAAAGAGGCCAGCUGUCAGAGUACCUGUGCAUUUAACAGAGAAGGAAAAGCCAUGUGGCCUUUUUAUACAGUAUGUCUUCGCAUGAGGGUUUUAGGGGUGAGCAGGGCAACAUAAACACAUGCAUGCUUCAUGUGCCACCACCUGGAUCACAUUUUUGUACUGUAACUUGUAAAAUCCUCUCCUCUUGAUGGCUGUUCUGUCUCUUUCUUUUUGACCAUUGGAAAGAUGACAAAUUGUCAAAAAGAUUAUUGUUUUUUACUUUUCUUUUGUUUGUUUUUAUAUACAGAAAAUGUGAACACUGUUUUUAAUAUAACCUAUAAAGACAACGAACACUUGGCUGUGAAGUGUGUUUUACGUAGCCUGGGCACGAAGGGUGUACUGUAUUCUGAAAAGACGGCGAGCUUGAUGCACAAUGCAACAGUGAGGAGCGGCCCUGCGCUAUACACUAGUCUCCAUCAUGGCACCAUAUGAGGUGUGGACAACUUUCUCGAUGCAGUUCACUCAUGAUGUAUGUGAAUACUAAUGUAAAAAUGCAGAAGCACAUUCUGUCUUUUUAUGAUUAUACAUGGAAGAUAAUUCCUGAUUUCUUGUCAUAAUACCAGCCGAUAUUUUACAGUGAUUUAAAGAAGUGAAAAGAUAAAACUUUUUGUAAGAUUCUGUAUUUUUAAAAAUACCUAACUGUUUUAUACAAACACCUUUCAUUGGAGAGUCGGGGUUGACUUUGGGAACUUUCGGACGCUUUCGUCUCUUGGACAUUUGGAGAAUUUAUUUGUCCGUGUGGUGUGAGCCUCACAUAUUCUGUCUGUAUUAUUUCCUCUUAAAAGUAUUUAUUUUAAGGAGCCGUUGUGUGAGUUUCCACACAUGGCACCAAAUGUUUCAAUAUGUUGACUGAUGAGUGCUUGUCAAUUUCUUAAC